Messenger RNA from Fusarium coffeatum, 2601 nucleotides. RefSeq lists its product as uncharacterized. The record is from RefSeq and is a predicted model, not a curated record. The coding region runs from base 1 to 2601 and encodes 866 amino acids. Gene Ontology annotation, cellular component: endoplasmic reticulum; Golgi apparatus. The transcript is spliced from 3 exons. NCBI's taxonomy places the organism in Eukaryota, Fungi, Ascomycota, Sordariomycetes, Hypocreales, Nectriaceae.
AUGACUGCGCCAGGCAAAGGGUCACGAUGGGGAGCUUUCCUCUCCUCGGCCUUUGAAGGCGUCGAGAAUCGCCUCGACAAUUUACUCGACGAGGAACAACAGGCCGCACAGCCACCCCAACCAUAUGAACAGCAACAGGGAAUGAAGGCCGCGCCGCCUGCCCCGUCGCCGAGUCCCAAGCCUACCACCUCUGCUACGGCUCCAAAGCCAAAUCGAGCCAAUGACCGACUACAAGCCAGGCUGGCCAAAGCGAUGGCUUCGCGAACUUCACAAUCCUCUCCACGUAGCUCUAUUGACACCGCCCGCGGAUCCGUAGACAAGGAACGGCCUGCCAGUACCGAGCCUUCUGUAUCAAGACAAAGCACGGAUACGCUAGAUUCGAAACCUGCAGAACAAGAAAGCCCAGCUACCGAGCCCACCCCCGUCCAUGAACCGCCCUCUACUUCCGCAGAACCCCAAUCAAUAGACUCUAAAGAAACCAAAGAUACGGACGAGGGCGGGCAGGACUCCAAAGAUGUACCGACGCCCAUCAUAAUAGAGCCACAGUCAGACCUCGAGUCUCAAGAUGUUCCACCACAAGAAACCGAAAGCACUGCUGAAACUCAGCCCAAACCUCUGCACCAGGGAUCUGAUGGUGAUAAAACUGUGGAAGCACCACAAGAUACGCCUUCGCCCGAGCUACCGGCACAAAAAGAACAAGAGCCAAGUUCAGCUGACAAGGGUCGUUCGGAAGAGAUCCAGGAAUAUAUCGAGCAGAUCGACACUUUACAAGCCAAGCUACAAUAUCUAUCCAAGAAUGCUGCCGACGCAGCUAAGCAGGCUGCAAACUCGGCUGCUGCAGGCAGUGCAGAGCGCAAGUUGGCCGAGAAGGACGAAAAGAUUGCGCUUCUAAUGGAGGAGGGACAAAAGCUUUCUACCUCGGAACAAAAGUUCCGAACAGCAGUUCGCAAGCUGCGUUCGCAGAUCGCCGAAAACGAGAAGCAGGCCAAUGAACUUAAGAAGGAUAAGGAGAGAGCUAUGGCAGAAGCAGAAACUCUGCGCAAUCGUAUCAACAGCAAGCAAGAACAAGACAAGAGGAAUGAGGAGAUCCGCAAGGCAAGUGCCACACUGCAGAAAGAGAUUGAUGCACUUAAAAAAGAUAAGACGGCCAGCCAUGAAGCCUACCGCCGGUUGGAGCAGGAGUCUAAAACAAAAGCCGAACAAGCACAGGCUGCCCACACUGAGGCUUUGAACAAGGCGAUAGACGUUGAAAAGAAAAGGCAGAAGGAACUCGAAAGUAGUAUUGCCACCUUGCGUUCCGAAAAGGAGGCACUGGUCGAGAAGUUGCGCCUCACUGAAAUUGAGUGGCAGGAGAAGCUAGAUCGGGCAGUAGAGCGCGGUCGCAAUGUUGAAGAGGAGCUGAAGCUAGAGCUCCGAUCCGCCGAGGGUAAGCUCGAGGCCAUGCGAGUAGCGGCGGAGGAGGCUUCUGCGGGAUCCGGGGGCGACAUCAAGUUGAUACGACAUAUUGAAACCCUUCAAUCGCAGUAUGCCUCAGCUAGUGAGAAUUGGCAAGGUAUUGAAACGUCCCUCCUGACAAAAGCGGCCAACCUCGAGAAGGAAAGAGAUGAAGCGCAACGGCGAGAGUCAGAAAUGCGGAAGAAGGCUCGCGACUCGGCCAGCCGGUGCAAGCGUCUUGAGGAUGAACUCCAAGAUGUUAGCCCAGCCCUUGCAACCGCUCGACAGGAGCUUGAGGCAUGCCGUGAGGAACUUGCUACUCUGAGGACCCAGCACAAGAGUGCUGAGACCGCACUUGAACAGGCCCGGAGUGAUCUCGAGAAGCAUCAGCGGGCUGCCAGUAGGGAGGUGUCAGCUGAGGCUGAGCGAAGACAAUGGGCAGAUGAUGUUGCGAUAAGUACGCCAAAGUCUCAAAGUAGACCUGAUUCUCCGUUGCUUUCCGUUACCCGAACGUUCAGUUCUGACCUUAUUGGUCUGCCCGUACCAGGCAGACAGCCACGUCGAGUACCUACUCCUGGAAGUCAAACUGAUAGUGCUGGCGAGGGAUUCUUCUUCGGCCGCCGAAUGUCCAGUCAACCUCCCCGGCCAAGUGCUUUGUCUACAACUGGACCCAUGAUGCCUCCGCCACCUCCCUUCUCGCCCUUUGAGCCACCCAGCGAAUCACCGCGUGCGGCGUCGCCACCGCCAGACCGUGACGACCUUGAGGACGGUGACCCCUCCUCUCCUCGAAACAUGGCACAGGAUAUGAUUUCAGUAUCGACGGUUGGUGCUGGUCCUUCGGUGCAGCUUGUUGAGAGGAUGAGUGCAGCAAUCCGACGGUUGGAGGCCGAAAAGGUGGCUGCUAAGGAAGAGAUGGCUCGUGUGUGCAGCCAGCGAGACGAAGCACGAUCUGACAUUGUAAACCUCAUGACAGAAUUGGAAACACAAAAGGGUGCCGCCACACGGGUGACAGAGUUGGAAACAGAGGUGGAAAAUAUCAACUCCCGUUAUCAGACUACUUUGGAGAUGUUGGGUGAAAAGAGCGAGCUUGUGGAGGAGCUGAAGGCUGAUGUUCAGGAUGUCAAGGAUAUGUAUCGCGAGCUGGUAGAGCGGACAGUGACGAAAUAA